ACAGGAGGCAGAGAACUAUUUCCUCACAAAGAAGGGCUUUGGGGCAGUCAUGUCCUACUUCAUGUCUCCACAAACUCAGCUAGGUCUUCUGCCUCCUGGCCAAGGUGGGGCCGCUUCUCCUUCGCCCGGCUCAUCCCUCCGGCUCUAUAGUCCUGCAGAGCCGGCGGUCAUGGCCUCUGGCAGACUAGGCCUACUGAGCCAGAGGGCCGAGCAGGUGACACCUGCUGCCCAGGCCUGGGGCCCAGCCCUGGCUGGCUCCUCCGAAGCCAGAUGCUGCCCUGGGGGCACUGGCUGGGAGACUCUGGCAAGGAAGGAGUACAGCCACGCCCGAUACUGCCACAAAUUCCCUCCCUUGAGGCAGCCCGAGAGCUUGGGCUGGGAGGACGGCAGCUCUAGAACUCCCCAGCUGCGUGGCCCCAGCAGGCCGAGGCCCCUGCUGCUGUGUGGGCUGUCACCGGGGGUUCUGCCCGCGCCCUCCGAGGCAGUGGGGAAGGAGGCUGGCUCCCAGCCGGACAUCUGCAUCCUUACCCUGGCCAUGAUGAUCGCUGGCAUCCCUACUGUGCCCGUCCCGGGCCUGCGGGAAGAGGACCUGAUCCGGGCGGCCCAGGCUUUCAUGAUGGCCCACCCGGAGCCAGAGGGGGCCGUGGAGGCGUGGCAGGAGCAGAUGCGUUUCCAACCAGCCUUUGGCCAGAUGCCCCUAGGGAGAGCCAGGAAGAGCCAGCCUCUGGCUUCUGCUUGUAGCUGGAUGAAAUAG
Messenger RNA from Lepus europaeus (European hare), 754 nucleotides. It is a transcript of the gene SPATA25, whose product is annotated as spermatogenesis associated 25. Gene Ontology annotation, biological process: spermatogenesis. The record is from RefSeq and is a predicted model, not a curated record. NCBI's taxonomy places the organism in Eukaryota, Metazoa, Chordata, Mammalia, Lagomorpha, Leporidae.